AUGACCGCUCGCGAUGGCGAAAAUGUGGGCGAAACGUGGCGUGGAGCGCGACUGGAACUGGAGUGGAAAGACAACAGGCCGCUUUUAGCGUUCGGGGAUGGGCCAAGACGUAGCGAGCGACUUGAACCGGUAUUCAGCAGACGCGAGGUGCUGAAGUAUCGAUCGGGGGCCUCUUGGCCAAGUCACUCACCCGCGCAAUGA
Penicillium hordei is the source of this 201-nucleotide messenger RNA. RefSeq lists its product as uncharacterized. The record is from RefSeq and is a predicted model, not a curated record. Bases 1 to 201 code for a protein of 66 amino acids. The transcript has a single exon. Lineage: Eukaryota; Fungi; Ascomycota; Eurotiomycetes; Eurotiales; Aspergillaceae.